This is a messenger RNA of Eurytemora carolleeae, 585 nucleotides long. RefSeq names its product suppressor protein SRP40. Lineage: Eukaryota; Metazoa; Arthropoda; Copepoda; Calanoida; Temoridae. Bases 63 to 461 code for a protein of 132 amino acids. The record is from RefSeq and is a predicted model, not a curated record. The transcript has a single exon.
UUAUUUCUCAUCAGUAAACAAUUAUACUUUCCACAAGACAGUAAAACUAUCCUGAAUAUAAAAUGGAGACUACAACUGCUGUUCAGAAGGACGCUAAGAGUAUCGGUCAAUCUGUCAAAGAUACCACAUCAUCUGCCUGGGACAGCACCAAAGAUACAGCAUCAUCUGUUUGGGACAGCACCAAGGACACCACAUCAUCUGCCUGGGACAGCACCAAAGAUACAGCAUCAUCUGUUUGGGACAGCACCAAAGACACUGCAUCAUCAGUUUGGGACAGCACCAAAGACACUGCAUCAUCGGCUUGGGACGGGACCAAGGAAUCACUGUCAACUGCUAAAGAGAAUACUAAAAGUGUUCUAGAGGAUGCCAAAGAGUCUGCUUCAACUAAGAAAGAUUCUGUCAAGGAAAGUACUCAGAGAACGAUAGAUUGUGCAUCUAUUGACACCGAGACUGCUCUCUAAACAACCAAGGAUAAAUCUAAAAAUACUGAUGAAUCUACUAAGGAUCCAUAAAAACUUUAAAUGCUUAUGAUGAUUAAAAAUGUUUAAAUGUUUAUAUUGUACUUAAGUUUUCAUGAUUAAUAAA